CACUCCCACACUAUUCGAAGAAGCUUUUACAUUCUUUCUACAUCCCUAGCUCUGUUCCGUCGAUGGCGAUGGCGUUUAGGGUGCGAAACCCUGACCUCCGCUCUCUCAUUCUUCUGUCUCUCUUGACUAUCACCUCUGCCAAGGUAUUCUUCGAGGAGCGCUUCGAAGACGGAUGGGAAAAUCGGUGGGUUAAAUCAGAUUGGAAAAAAGAUGAGAACCUGGCCGGGGAGUGGAACCACACUUCUGGUCAAUGGAAUGGAGACGCCAAUGACAAAGGUAUUCAAACCAGUGAAGAUUACAGAUUCUACGCCAUUUCUGCUGAGUACCCUGAAUUCAGCAAUAAGGAUAAGACACUAGUAUUCCAAUUUUCUGUCAAGCAUGAACAGAAGCUCGACUGUGGUGGUGGCUACAUGAAGUUGCUUAGUGGGAAUGUUGAUCAGAAGAAAUUUGGUGGCGAUACUCCUUACAGUAUCAUGUUUGGACCAGAUAUUUGUGGUUACAGUACCAAGAAAGUGCAUGCUAUUUUGACCUACAACAACACAAACCACUUGAUCAAGAAGGAUGUCCCUUGUGAGACUGACCAACUAACUCAUGUUUAUACAUUUAUCCUCCGUCCAGAUGCAACCUAUAGCAUCCUGAUUGAUAAUGUGGAGAAGCAAACUGGUAGUCUCUACUCUGAUUGGGAUCUUCUCCCUCCAAAGAAAAUCAAGGAUCCUGAAGCCAAAAAGCCAGAAGAUUGGGAUGACAAAGAAUACAUUAGCGAUCCCGAGGAUAAGAAACCAGAGGGAUAUGAUGACAUCCCUAAAGAGAUCCCAGAUGCCGAAGCCAAGAAGCCCGAAGAUUGGGAUGAUGAGGAAGAUGGUGAGUGGACAGCUCCAACCAUUCCCAACCCUGAGUACAAGGGCCCGUGGAAGCCAAAGAAAAUUAAGAACCCCAACUACAAAGGAAAGUGGAAGGCACCAAUUAUUGACAACCCAGAUUUCAAGGACGACCCCGACCUCUAUGUUUACCCCAACUUGAAGUACGUGGGCAUUGAAUUGUGGCAGGUGAAAUCUGGCACUUUGUUUGACAAUGUCUUGAUUACCGAUGAUGCUGAAUAUGCUAAGCAACUGGCUGAAGAAACAUGGGGCAAGCACAAGGAUGCUGAGAAGGCAGCAUUUGAAGAGGCCGAGAAGAAGAAGGAAGAGGAGGAAGCAAAGGAUGAUCCAGUUGACUCUGAUGCUGAGGAUGAAGAUGAAGAAGCUGAUGAUGCUGGCAAUGACUCCGAUGGUGAAUCAAAGACGGAAGCUGGAGAAGACAAGGAAGAUGGUCAUGAUGAGCUCUAGGCAGUUUGCAAAACGGAUGAGGAUUUUAGCGGAAAGUCAUAUCGUUUUCAGACGUAGUGUUUUUUUGUUUUGUUUUUUCUAGAUAAGCAAACUGGAAAACUGCUAGUAAGAGCUGGAAGCUUAUGUUUCAAUCACAUUUGACUAUUUCACUGAUUAGAACAGACAAAAGGUCUCUUGUUUCGAUUUUCCAAUUACGUUUGGAGUCUAAAUAGCAAUUUCUUUUUGUAAAUCGAUUUGAUAAAGUUUAAUAUGGUGCAUCGCA
Vigna radiata var. radiata (mung bean) is the source of this 1587-nucleotide messenger RNA. RefSeq names its product calreticulin. The record is from RefSeq and is a predicted model, not a curated record. The transcript has 14 exons. Lineage: Eukaryota; Viridiplantae; Streptophyta; Magnoliopsida; Fabales; Fabaceae. Gene Ontology annotation, molecular function: calcium ion binding. Gene Ontology annotation, biological process: protein folding. Bases 63 to 1325 code for a protein of 420 amino acids. Gene Ontology annotation, cellular component: endoplasmic reticulum; endoplasmic reticulum membrane.